AGCACUCCUGGGCCACAGCUCAGUAAGGGAAGAUCCGUACAGAGUUUCACAGCAGCAUCAAUUGUGCUUAACACUACACUAAAGAUCAUGACCACCCAAUUCAGCAAAGGACCCACAUUCGGACUCUCGGCUGAUGUCAGAAAUAAGCUGGUGCAGAAGUAUGACCCUCAGAUGGAGGAGGACCUGAGGAUGUGGAUCUAUGAGGUCACAGGUCGUGUGGUUCCUGAAAACUUCAUGGAGGGACUGAAGGACGGUGUUAUCCUAUGCGAACUGAUCAACAAACUGCAGCCUAGAUCAGUUCCAAAGGUCAAUCAAUCAAACCUCAACUGGCACAAGCUGGAGAAUAUUACUCACUUUGUGCGAGCGAUCGGUGAAUACGGCCUGAAAGCACCUGACAUCUUUGAGGCCAACGACCUUUUCGAGGACAUGAACCACACCCAGGUUCAGUGCACCCUCAUGACGUUGGCUGGAUUGGCCAAGACUAAAGGCUUCUACACAAAAAAUGACAUCGGUGUUAAGUAUGCAGCAAAAAAGCAAAGGACGUUCACUCCUGAAAAGAUGAAGGAGGGGGAAAGCAUCAUUAGCCAACAGAUGGGUUCCAAUAAGUUUGCCAGUCAAAAGGGCAUGACCUCCUAUGGAACAAGACGACAUCUGUAUGAUCCCAAUAUCGGCAUGGAGAAACCAGCGGAUCGAGCCACUAUAAACCUCCAAAUGGGCACCAACAAAUGUGCCAGCAUGGCUGGCAUGUUUGCACUUGGCACGGCGAGACAGGUGACGGAAAAGAAUGUGAAUCUAGAACCAGUGGACUCUUCAACAGUGUCUCUGCAGAUGGGCACCAACAAAGUGCCCUCUCAGAGCGGGCUCUCUCCCAUGGGAGGCGCACGUCUAGUCUAUGACAGCAAAUACUGUGUCAAGGCUAACAAACAAGACGGCAACGAUUUAAUCAAUUAAUACAUUGGCAUUUCGCCAUUGGUAGAUGUUGUUCUUUUCUACUGAUCUCAGAUCAGCCUUACUAAAUUAAAUGAUAAUUUUAGCAUUCGCAGAUGGCAUAACAGUUAAGCCGGGCACAAACUAGAAAGAUUAUGUGUUUGAUCACCAGUAUCAGGUCAGGUGACAUUGUCAGAUCUGUAGGAGUUCAUCAAGAAUGCUAAUAAUCUUCAGAGCUAAAAAGACAUUUCUUCCUUUAAUUAGAGAAAACAUGAAGCUGCUCUCUGGUCAGUUACAAGAGGAACAUCUACCUUACAAGCAGAUCUAACUUCAUACUAACUGGUUUGGGUCGUUUACUACGGACCAGUCAUAUUUUGAAUUGUAUCUUUCUGCGUGCUAAUAGUUUAUUGUAUUCUUUAUAUUCCCUCACACAUUUGGUCCCCUCGUUCCGGAAUUUGUGGCUUUGCAACCUUGUCAUGCAUUAUAAAUUCAUAUUCUUUAGCAGAAAAUCACACAAAACAGGCUUAAUCAUUUACCAUCAUAAAUCAAUACACAGUAUGUUUAGAAUAUAUUCUGCUAUAGUUAGUAUUAAGCAAGUGAUGUAAUUCAGGGGAUUUUAUAAUUAAUAAACAAAGUUUUCAUUUGCAACACUUUUGAGCACCUCAGUGCAGCAUGUCUGCUUGUAUUGCUUAUUUUAUUCUAAGAUCUUUAAAAAAUAAAAAAUCUUCAAGAAUUGUGGUAUCAUUUGUGCCUUAUUAUGUUUACAAUGUUCAAGUAAACAUUUCUUGGAAAUUACAUGAAUAGAAAUUCAUAUUUGUCACUAAAACAUCUAUAUAAUGGCUUAAUAGAAUAAAAAAAAAAUU
Messenger RNA from Xyrauchen texanus (razorback sucker), 1790 nucleotides. Its product is annotated as calponin-1-like. Gene Ontology annotation, biological process: actomyosin structure organization. The record is from RefSeq and is a predicted model, not a curated record. The transcript has 7 exons. Bases 88 to 951 code for a protein of 287 amino acids. Lineage: Eukaryota; Metazoa; Chordata; Actinopteri; Cypriniformes; Catostomidae. Gene Ontology annotation, molecular function: actin binding.